This is a messenger RNA of Pan troglodytes (chimpanzee), 2360 nucleotides long. Its product is annotated as zinc finger protein 765-like. Gene Ontology annotation, biological process: regulation of transcription by RNA polymerase II. Gene Ontology annotation, molecular function: DNA-binding transcription factor activity, RNA polymerase II-specific; RNA polymerase II cis-regulatory region sequence-specific DNA binding. The record is from RefSeq and is a predicted model, not a curated record. NCBI's taxonomy places the organism in Eukaryota, Metazoa, Chordata, Mammalia, Primates, Hominidae.
CUUCUUUCCUGCGCGCGCAGCUUCGCGCAGACCCGGAAGCGGACCGUGUGGAGUGACUGUCCCACCGCCGCGGGAUUGACUUCUAAAGACUCUUGGUACGUGAGGAAGAAACCUGGAAGAGGAAGAGGAAAGCAAAGGAGUCAGGGAUGGCUCUUCCUCAGGGUCUAUUGACAUUCAGGGACGUGGCCAUAGAAUUCUCUCAGGAGGAGUGGAAAUGCCUGGACCCUGCUCAGAGGACUCUAUACAGGGAUGUGAUGUUGGAGAAUUAUAGGAACCUGGUCUCCCUGGAUAUCUCUUCCAAAUGCAUGAUGAAGGAGUUCUCGUCAACAGCACAAGGCAAUAGAGAAGUGUUCCAUGCAGGGACAUCUCAAAGACAUGAAAGUCAUCACAAUGGAGAUUUUUGUUUCCAGGAUAUUGAUAAAGAUAUUCAUGACAUUGAGUUUCAGUGGCAAGAAGAUGAAAGAAAUGGCCAUGAAGCACUCAUGACAAAAAUCAAAAAGUUGACAGGUAGUACAGAGCGAUAUGAUCAAAAUUAUGCUGGAAACAAGCCUGUUAAAUAUCAGCUUGGAUUCAGCUUUCAUUUGCAUCUGCCUGAACUGCACAUAUUUCACACUGAAGAGAAAAUUGAUAAUCAAGUUGUGAAGUCUAUCCACGAUGCUUCCUUGGUUUCAACAGCCCAAAGAAUUUCUUGUAGGCCUGAAACCCAUAUUUCUAAUGACUAUGGGAAUAAUUUCCUGAAUUCUUCAUUAUUCACACAAAAACAGGAAGUACAUAUGAGAGAAAAAUCUUUCCAAUGCAAUGACAGUGGCAAAGCCUAUAAUUGUAGCUCACUCUUAAGGAAACAUCAGUUAAUCCAUUUAGGAGAGAAACAAUAUAAAUGUGAUAUAUGUGGCAAGGUCUUUAAUUCGAAGCGAUACGUUGCACGCCAUCGUAGAUGUCACACUGGUGAGAAACCUUACAAGUGUAAUGAGUGUGGCAAGACCUUCAGUCAGACAUAUUACCUAACAUGCCAUCGUAGACUUCAUACUGGAGAGAAACCUUACAAAUGUGAAGAAUGUGACAAAGCUUUCCAUUUCAAAUCAAAGCUUCAAAUACAUAGGAGAAUUCAUACUGGAGAGAAACCGUACAAGUGUAAUGAGUGUGGCAAGACCUUUAGUCAGAAGUCGUACCUUACAUGCCAUCGUAGGCUUCAUACUGGAGAGAAACCUUACAAGUGUAAUGAGUGUGGCAAGACCUUUAGUCGGAAGUCACAUUUUACAUGCCAUCAUAGAGUUCAUACUGGAGAGAAACCUUACAAGUGUAAUGAGUGUGGCAAGACCUUUAGUCACAAGUCAUCUCUUACAUACCAUCGUAGACUUCAUACUGAAGAGAAACCUUACAAGUGUAAUGAGUGUGGCAAGACCUUCAAUCAGCAGUUAACCCUUAACAUUUGUAGACUUCAUAGUGGAGAGAAACCUUACAAAUGUGAAGAAUGUGACAAAGCUUACAGUUUCAAAUCAAACCUUGAAAGACAUAGGAGAAUUUAUACCGGAGAGAACUACACGUGUAAUGAGUGUGGUAAGACCUUCAAUCAGGAGUUAACCCUUACAUGCCAUCGUAGGCUUCAUAGUGGAGAGAAACCUUACAAAUAUGAAGAACUUGACAAAGCUUACAAUUUCAAAUCAAACCUUGAAAUACAUCAGAAAAUUCGUACUGAAGAGACUUACAAGUGUAAUGAGUGUGGCAAGACCUUGAGUCAUACGUCAUCCUUUGUGUACCAUCGUAAACUUCAUAGUGGAGAGAAACCUUACAAAUGUGAAGAAUGUGAAGAAGCUUUCUGUUUCAAAUCCAACCUUGAAAGACAUAGGAGAAUUCACACUGGUGAGAAACCUUACAGGUGUAAUGAGUGUGGCAAGACCUUCAGCCAGACCUCAUCCCUUACAUGCCAUCAUAGACUUCAUACUGGAGAGAAACCUCACAAAUGUGAAGAAUUUGACAAAGUUUUCCAUUUCAAAUCAAACCUUGAAAGACAAAGGAGAAUUCAUACUGGAGAGAAACCAUACAAGUGUAAUGAGUGUGGCAAGACCUUUAGUCAGAACUCAUACCUUACACGCCAUCGUAGACUUCAUACUGGAGUACCUUACAAAUGUAAUGAGUGUGGCAAGACCUUUAGUCAGAACUCAUACCUUACAUGCCAUCAUAGACCAUACUGGAGAGGUACCUUAAAAGUGUAGUGAGUGUGGCAAGACCUUUAGUCUGAAGUCAUACCUUACGCACCAUCGUAGACUUCAUACUGGAGAGGUACCUUACAAGGAUAAUGAGUGUAGAAAAACCUUUCAUGGGCAGUCAGCAUUUUACAAAUGUAAUGAUUGUCACCAAGU